UGAUCUUUUGUACUGACGAUUCAUCGCACCACAGACCAUCACUAUGGAAAAGCAACAGAAGACUGAAAUCAGGCAACCAUGGGAUGCCAGCAGAGAAGUGCCAAUCAUUCAAAACGAGCAGAUGCCCAGGAAACGAGUGCUAUGUUUGAAAUGGUUCUCGUGUGCUGUUGUUGGGAUACUUGUCUUCAUUCUUGCAUUGCUCAGUAAAACAUCAUUUCUGCUUUUGAUAACAUCUGGAAACAACCAAACUAAAAGCGUACAUUCAGAUAAAAAAACGUCCAGUCUGCUUGGUAUAGGUUUUGUUCUUGCUGGUCCAAAUGUUCUCCUCUUGCUUAAGAGCAUCUGGAAGUUCAUUUUCAAAAGUGCAGUAAUGCCCUGUAAAAAGACUGUUUGUUGGGUGCUUUGCGUAGAGUUCCUGGUAGCAUUAGGAGCUGCAGUUCUCACAAUAGUAUCCAUGCCACAGUUUGACAUUGUCACUAAUGUGAUGAUUCUGAACAGUGUAACUAUCCUGUCUGCUGUGUUCCAAGUGGUCGCUGAGUGUCUUGCCAAGGAGAGGAAGCGCUUUAUAAUGAUGCCUGUGUCAUCCAUUGUCCUCAUCAUCCUGGGUUACAUCCUUUUUGCGGUCAGUUUUCUGAUAAUAGAAGAAAGUUCUCUUCAGGUAAAAAUAUCAGUCGGCUUUGCCAUCGUGGGAACCAUCUUUGUUUCUCUAAACUGGUGGGAGAACUACAGUACACUUUUUGAUGUGUCAUUUUUGGCUGACAUUUCUAAUGACAUAGCCAGGUCCCGUAACGUGGUCGGCAUCAUCUCCAGUCUAAUGCGAAUUCUGGUUACUGCAGCUGUGCUUGGAGCUUAUGUCCCUUUGUCAGGCCAGGACUGGAAAUCUGUAUCUUUUUUCAUCCCAGCGGUUGUUGUUUCACUGGUGGCCAUUCAGAUUGUGUCCUCUGCCCUGUGUCGCUGGUUUGUGGUUGUGGCUUGCAAAAUGCAUGCCCUGCGCUGCAGCUUUCUCAUGCCCAUGUACCUGGCCUCAAUCACAGUUCUGGCCGUGGCUUUGGUGCCCGUUGCAAUCAUGCCCUUGGGACCCAAACAAAAUUCGACCUACUGUGAGAAUGUUCAGGAGACAUCUGAUGGCAUAUGGAUGGACAUGAUGAUGUCAGAUGUUAAAAGAACUCUGUGUGUCAGGAACAUUGUGCGAAACGUAAGGAGUGAAGGGCUUGCGUGUAUGGGCAUCUCAGCUCUGACCUGGUGGCUUGGACUCAUUCUCAGUACAAUUUAUGUCUGGUACCUGAGGAUCCAUCGAAUCGAAAGAACCCAAGAUUUGUUUGUGGGACGCAUGUAUGAAGGGGCUUUUCUGGAACAGUCCAUGUUGCUGAACACCCGUUUCGAGAUCAGAAAGAAAAUCAUAGAGAAACAAAAACAAGAAAAGGAAAGCAUAAAAGUGUUCCUCUGUGGAACAAUGUGGCAUGAGACCUAUGAUGAAAUGAUGAAGAUAAUCAUCUCUAUGUUCAGGCUUGAUAAAUACAGACCAAAGACCAAAAUAACAAAAAACAAAGACAAACAAGAAGAACAAAUAAAAAGCGAUGUGGAGUUUGAAUUCCAUAUUUAUUUCGAUGAUGCAUUUAAGGACAAUGAUAAUGGACGACAUGCAAAUGAAUACGCUGAAACCCUUGUUGAAGUCCUUACAGAAGUUUACACCAUUUUCAUUGUGGAGAAUCCAAGUAUAUUUAAGGAGAUGCCAACCCUCCGCUCUCAGAAGAUCAUACAAACUCCAUAUGGAGGUCGUCUAGAAUACACCCUCCCUAAAGGCAAUGUGUUGAUGGUUCAUCUCAAGGACAAGCAUCUUAUCCGACACAAGAAAAGGUGGUCUCAGAUUAUGUACUUGUAUUACAUUCUUGGCUGGAGACUUGACAGAAGGUACUUCAAAAUGUUUCAGGAAGGUGCAUAAGAGGAGUCCCUUAACGAGAAAUUGAAGAGAGAGAAGGACAACACAUACAUCUUGGCCCUGGAUGGUGAUACUGACUUUCAGCCAUCUGCAGUGAUGCUAUUGAUCGACAGACUUAAACUCUACCCAGAGGUUGGUGCUGC
Triplophysa rosa is the source of this 2082-nucleotide messenger RNA. Its product is annotated as chitin synthase chs-1-like. Lineage: Eukaryota; Metazoa; Chordata; Actinopteri; Cypriniformes; Nemacheilidae. The transcript has 9 exons. Bases 44 to 1942 code for a protein of 632 amino acids. Gene Ontology annotation, cellular component: cell septum; cell periphery. Gene Ontology annotation, molecular function: chitin synthase activity. The record is from RefSeq and is a predicted model, not a curated record.